GGAACCUUCAUAUCGAAUACCAGUUGCUCGAAUUCGUGCAAUAAAACGUCGUGCAGACGUUCACGAUCUGUCAAUCCAUCGAGGGAUUGUAUUUGUUUUUAAUUUUGAGAAAUAUAGCAUGCUCAUAUCAAUAUGGAUUCGUUGGUACAGAAAAUAAUCUCUGAUUCGACUGAGGAGUUCCCAAAAGACAUAGCUACUUUUCAGGAAAACUAUGGAACCAAGACUACGUUCGAAGAAUUAAACAAGGAUCAAUUACGGGAAAAGCUAUGGCAAGCUCUGUUUCUUCAGAUAUCUGAUAAUUCAAAAUCUCUCAUUCAUGAACAAUGUCUGUCCACCUUACGGAUUCUUAGCCGCGAUAAGACAAAUUUAAAUGAAUUAGUGACAAUCGAAAGAAUAAAUCUAAUAUUAGAUAAAGCAGCUUUAAAAGAUGCUGAUUCGGAGAAACAGACUUUCACUGGUGUUACCACUGAAGCGUUAAAGUUACUAUGCAACCUUAUAUUUAAUAGCACAAAUGUACAAUAUCUAAUACCGAAAACAUCUUGUUUACCUUCUCUCGUUGAACGAAUGAGACGAUAUAACAAAACUACUUCUUACGAUGUAAUGUUAUUUGACACAAGAAUUUUAUUUUUAAUCACUGCAAUAAAUAGUCCCACACGAAAAGUAGUCAAAGUAGGCUUAAAAGGAGACGAAUGUCUCAUUAAAAUGUUGGAAGAGAUAAAUAUUCAAUGUGAAGAAAAGAAAACUGAUCUAAUUAAGACGGAUACUGCAAUGUUAGCAUGCGAAGUAUUAAAAACAUUAUUUAACUUAUACAUGUGUGUUGAUGAUUCAACAGAUGAUAAACAAGAAAAAGAUAAGAAUUUAAUGUCAAACCUGUAUAAAUUACUGUUAUUUAAGUGCGAGAAAGAAGACGAUCUGCAAAGCAAUAUAGUUAAUUUACUGACAGUUAUGCCAUAUAGCAGUUACUCUGCAAUCAUACCUUCUGUACAGUACAAAAAGAAGCAAUGUCCUAAAACGAAACAAGUAUUCCAAGACGUGGAUAUGACAGCUGUAUCCAUUCUAUUAAAAUUUCUUGAUAAAAGGUUAAAUUGCAAGGAUGACUUGAUAGGAAAUCUUAGUCCGAUUGUUACUGUUCUUAUUAGAAUGGUUAAAACUGAAAGAUUAAUACGAAAGUAUACUAGGCUACAGAUUUUACCUCCUUUGAAAGAUGUAAUGCAUCGUCCAGAAGAAGGAACGACUCUAAGAGCAAAGCUGUGUAAACUGUUAACUAUUCCACUGACAGAAUUACGAGACCUGGUUGCUGAAUUUCUAUUUGUGCUCUGUAAAGAAAAUGUUAGUCGCAUGGUAAAGUACACAGGAUAUGGAAACGCAGCAGGCAUGUUUGCGAACAAGGGAUUAUUAGGUCCAAAUAGGAAGGAGGCAGAUUAUUCUUCGGAAUCAGAGGACAGCGAAACUGAGGAGUACCUGAAGCAUAAGGAACAAAUUAAUCCGGUAACUGGUUGCUUUGAACAUCCAAAGCCUAAUCCUCUAGAAGGAAUGUCAGAGGAACAAAAGGAGUAUGAAGCCUUGCAACUUGUAGGUCUUGUUGACAAAUUAACAAGGCAAGGAGUCGUGAUGCCCUGUGGAAUUGGGGAGGAUGGAAAACCAAAGCCAAUCGAACACGUUCUCGAAUUACAGGAGCAACUACCGAAACAGCAGUACCGUCAUAACUCAGACUCCGAUUAAGCACUGAAAAAUUAAAGCAUAUUUAUUGUAACGAGUAUUUAUGAAAUAUAGACAUGCUA
Nomia melanderi (Alkali bee) is the source of this 1781-nucleotide messenger RNA. RefSeq names its product ric8 guanine nucleotide exchange factor A (gene ric8a). Gene Ontology annotation, molecular function: guanyl-nucleotide exchange factor activity; G-protein alpha-subunit binding. Gene Ontology annotation, biological process: G protein-coupled receptor signaling pathway. Gene Ontology annotation, cellular component: cytoplasm. The record is from RefSeq and is a predicted model, not a curated record. Lineage: Eukaryota; Metazoa; Arthropoda; Insecta; Hymenoptera; Halictidae.